AUGGGUCUGGGCACGUCGGACACGCGCGAGGCCAAGGAGUACUUCGCGGCGCUGGACAGCCACCGCAAGCAGUUCGUUUGGGAGGGCGACGAGGACGGUCAGGCGAUCGAGAUGGCGUUCAGCAAGAAGCGCGUGGAGGACCGCAAGAAGUGGCUCAGCGGCUUCGUGCCCGGCACGUACCUCGACCAGAGCGUCGACACCAUCAGCUACAGCGACUUUGUGCACAAGGCACGCGGCCGCAGCACAGCGUGUCGCUCGGGGGGCCAGGAGCUGAUCCUGUUCAGCCGCGCGGACCUGGAGCGCUCCAUCCCCUGCCUGGUGGACGGCCUCAAGCCGGGGCAGCGCAAGAUCAUGUUCUGCGCGUUCAAGAGGAACCUCAAGAAGGACAUCAAGGACUUUGUGGGCAGCAACAACAUCAACCUGCUGUUCCCCUCGGGCCAGUUUGGUACGCGCCUGCAGGGCGGCAAGGACGCGGCCUCGGCCAGGUACGUGUACACGCGCCUGGCGCCGCUGGCGCGCCACGUGUUCAACGCGGCGGACGACAAGCUGCUGGACUACCUGACGGAGGAGGGGCAGAGCAUUGAGCCGCA
Monoraphidium neglectum is the source of this 590-nucleotide messenger RNA. RefSeq names its product DNA topoisomerase 2. NCBI's taxonomy places the organism in Eukaryota, Viridiplantae, Chlorophyta, Chlorophyceae, Sphaeropleales, Selenastraceae. The transcript has 6 exons. Gene Ontology annotation, molecular function: ATP binding; DNA binding; DNA topoisomerase type II (double strand cut, ATP-hydrolyzing) activity. The annotation marks the transcript as partial. The record is from RefSeq and is a predicted model, not a curated record. Gene Ontology annotation, cellular component: nucleus. Gene Ontology annotation, biological process: DNA topological change; sister chromatid segregation; resolution of meiotic recombination intermediates.